Molecule: messenger RNA, 3081 nt
Organism: Cynocephalus volans (Philippine flying lemur)
Lineage: Eukaryota; Metazoa; Chordata; Mammalia; Dermoptera; Cynocephalidae
Gene: FAM43A
Product: family with sequence similarity 43 member A
Exons: 1
Coding region: 989-2254 (421 amino acids)
Source: RefSeq, a predicted model, not a curated record
GAGUCGAGCAGCGCUCGCGGUCCUGGAGAGGGCGCGCUGCAAAGGCGGGCAGCCGACCAAGGAGAGCCCGAGAGCGGACUCGGACACCCCCGGGAGGGAAGAAAUGAGGUAGCGGCGGUCCCCGGAGCCAACCAUGCGCGCGCCCCGCCCUCGGAGCCCAGCGCUGCCCUGGCCAAGCCGGCCCGGACAGUGAGCUGGCCGAGCGCGAGCCCCCGGCAUCCGGCCAGAGCGAAGAUGCAGUGAGCCACGGCGGGACAGCUGCGUGGGGCCCCCGCCGCCAGCCGGACCCUCCAUCGGACCGCACUUGGGGCGAGCUGCUGAUUCUGGGACCUGCCCCGCCGAGGGGCUGUCGGUCUCCAGCUCCUCUGAGGGGUGGGGAGCACUGGCCCCUGGGCACAUUCGCUGUAGAGUUUCCGCGGCGUCUGGCCCCAGCCCCGGGCGUUGUGUGUGUGUCGGGGUGCCCUUUUCACGUUCGCCGAGGAGUUCCUGCAUAUUCUCGCACCAUCCCGGGUGCUUUUGCUGGGCUCCCUCUAUUUAUUUGGGGGCGCACAUCUAGCUUUUUUCUAAGACGUUUUCCGCUCCACUCGCGUUCCCUCUUUCUCUCAUUUUGUUGCUUGCGGGAGACUGUGCCCUCAUCCUUGCCCGGGCUGGGGUACUUCUGUGUGUGCGCGCGUGCCCCCCCCUUCUUUCUUUCUUUUUUUUCUUUUUUUUUUUGCACACUCCAAGCUGAAUAAUUUCUUUUUAAAAAAUUCUAUCCCCACUUCCUGCGGGGUUCCCAAGCACUAUCUCUCCUCCCUUCUCCCUUUCUUCCCCCACCUCCAGCCUCCCCCCACUCCUCCCCCUUCCCCGCGCCACUGGGCCGCUCCCAGGAGAGUUUUUAUUAUUUUGGUCUUGCCCGGGCCGAGCCCGGCCGCGGCGGGUGGCUCAGCGGGGCUCGCGCCUGGCGCUCCGCUGCUGCCUCCCAGCUGCGCCGGGGCGCCCUCCGGAGAUGCUGCCGUGGAAGAAACACAAGUUCGAGCUGCUGGCCGAGGCGCCGCCGCGGCAGGCGUCCAAACCCAAGGGCUACGCUGUGAACCUGCACUACUCGGCGCUCAGCUCGCUGGCUCGGGCGUGCCCCGAAGGGGCGCUCAGCCGGGUGGGCAGCAUGUUCCGCUCCAAGCGCAAAAAGCUGCACAUCACCAGCGAGGACCCCACUUACACAGUGCUCUAUCUGGGUAAUGCCACCACCAUCCAGGCGCGCGGCGACGGCUGCACCGACCUAGCCGUGGGAAAGAUCUGGAGCAAGAGCGAGGCGGGCCGUCAAGGCACCAAGAUGAAACUGACAGUGAGUGCGCAGGGUAUCCGCAUGGUGCACGCCGAGGAGCGCGCGCUGCGCCGCCCGGGCCACCUAUACCUGCUGCACCGCGUCACCUACUGCGUAGCAGACGCGCGGCUGCCAAAAGUCUUCGCCUGGGUGUACCGGCACGAGCUGAAGCACAAGGCGGUAAUGCUCCGCUGUCACGCGGUGCUGGUGUCCAAGCCCGAGAAGGCGCAGGCCAUGGCCCUGCUGCUCUACCAGACGUCGGCCAACGCUCUGGCGGAAUUUAAACGUCUCAAGCGGCGAGACGACGCGCGUCACCAGCAGCAGGAGCUGGUGGGCGCGCACACCAUCCCGCUAGUGCCGCUGCGCAAGCUGCUCCUGCAUGGACCCUGCUGCUACAAGCCACCGGUGGAGCGCAGCCGCAGCGCGCCCAAGCUCGGCUCCAUCACCGAGGACCUGCUCGGCGAACAGCAGGAGCAAGAGCUUCAGGAGGAAGAAGAGGAGCACCCCCAGAGCUGCCUGGAGGAGGAGGACCGUACGGGGCAGGGGGAUCCAACAGAGGAGGAGGCCGAGGCGCAGCGGGCGCUGGUGGUGGCCAUGCACCUAGAAUGCGGCGAUUUGCUGGACACGCUGGAGAAUGGCCGCGAGGAGGCGCUGGGGGGCGGCGGGGUCUCGCUGGGCCCCGGGGCCGGACCACUGCCUCUGUUGCUGGGUAGCGCCUCCGACAUGAAGGCCGAGCUGUCGCAGCUUAUUAGCGACCUGGGUGAGCUCAGUUUCGGCAACGACGUGCGCACCCUGCAGUCCGACUUGCGGGUGACGCGCCUGCUUUCGGGCGACAGCACCAGCAGCGAGAGCUCCAUCGAGGGCGGGGGCGCAGAUGCCACCUCUGCCACCGCCGGGGACCAGUCUGGUCUCACUGACGGCGGCAGCUCGGACGAGCCCCACUCGGGCUGAGCUCCAGACUCUUUGGUGCUCCCCACCCGUGGUCCCGACAACCUCCCUAUCCCCCGGCCGCCCCCAGGAAAGGAGAAAUGGGGUGCUGGGGGCACAGGUCUGGAGUUCCUUCUGGACGCUCCCCUGCCCCCCGCGGCCCCGCCACUUUUGGCUGUGUUUGAGGCGGGCACAGGUUGCAGGUCGGGCCGUGGGUAGAUGUGAGAGAGGGGAAAACCCUGCAAGGAAGGAGAGAGGCAGCCAGGCUGGCGUUCGCGAAGUCACCGGCCUGAGGUGCUGCCGGCCAGCUUCCUGUUUGUGGGGCGCUGGGGCCUGAGGAGGAGGGGUUGACUUCCUCCCCUCAACCCCCUGGAACGGCCCUGUACUGUCAUAGACAUGUCAUUUAAAGAAAAAGAAGUUUUGCUUUCACAAUGUUUGAGGCUUUAAUGCCAUCCAUUCGCCCCCAGUUCUUUUUGGUGUGAGAGCUUGGGCGCUUGGGCUGUUUACCUCAGACUCAGACCCUUGAAAUUCUGCCAAAUUCCUCAAAUAACUGUGUGGGGGGGGCGGGGGGAUGAAAGAAAGAUGCAUUUUGUUUACAGUUAAAGACAUCUAAUACCUAAAAAAGGAGUUUUCCUUUAGAAACACACACCUUCCUCCUGCUCAGAUAUCACUCCAUGAUACUGUGUAAAAUAAUUUUGCACUGUUGUGAAGUAUUUUUGACAUCUUUUGUUUUUGUAUAUAGCUGUUCUCAGAGCUGAAUGUUUAUAUCUUUUGCUGUGCAAAAGAAACAUGUAAAAUGUUGUUCAGUUGUCUAUACAGAAAUGUGUAUAAAGCAUUUUGUUAUUUUUUAA